This is a messenger RNA of Zophobas morio, 882 nucleotides long. RefSeq names its product ribose-5-phosphate isomerase-like. Gene Ontology annotation, molecular function: ribose-5-phosphate isomerase activity. The transcript is spliced from 6 exons. Gene Ontology annotation, biological process: pentose-phosphate shunt, non-oxidative branch; D-ribose metabolic process. Gene Ontology annotation, cellular component: intracellular membrane-bounded organelle. The record is from RefSeq and is a predicted model, not a curated record. The coding region runs from base 19 to 882 and encodes 287 amino acids. NCBI's taxonomy places the organism in Eukaryota, Metazoa, Arthropoda, Insecta, Coleoptera, Tenebrionidae.
UUGAUUUUUCUUCACUCAAUGACUUUUCUGGAGAAUGCAAAAAAUGCCGCUGCUGCUGCUGCCGUAAAGGAUUGUGUUACGAAAAAUGUUAGAAUUAUAGGCAUUGGAAGUGGUUCUACUGUUGUUUAUGUAGUGAAAAAUUUAGCUAUCAAAGUGAAAGAGGAGAAUCUAGACCUAGUUUUCAUCCCUUCUUCUUUUCAGUCCCAACAAGUACUCCUUGAAAGUGGGUUGAAAUUAAGUACUUUAACCGAGACACCAAUCCUUGACAUUGUUUUUGACGGCGCUGACGAAAUUGAUUGCCACCUUGAUUGCAUUAAAGGAGGAGGAGGCUGCCUCACCCUUGAAAAAAUUAAUGCCUCUUGUUCAAAAAAACUGGUAAUAAUAGCCGACCAUAGUAAGCUCUCAUCUGUUCUCGGAGAAAAAUGGAAAAAGGGAAUUCCACUCGAGAUUAUCCCAGUGGCUUACAUCCCGAUUUUAGCCAAGCUCAAAGAACUCGGAGGAAAGCCAGAACUUAGAAUGGCCGUUGCCAAAGCGGGCCCCGUGGUUACUGAUAAUGGCAAUUUUAUUGUUGAUGUAGACUUCGGGUUGAUACAUAAUCCACAAGCGUUAAAUCAAAAGUUAAUUAACAUACCCGGAGUGGUGGAAACUGGACUAUUUUUGGGUAUGGCUAAAAAGGCUUAUAUAGGAUUGAUAGACGGGACUGGGCCUAUAAGGCCUGUGGCUCCAAAGCAAGAAGUCAUAGAGGAUUGUGUAGAGGGAUUAAAAAAAAAAGUUCUCGGCUUACCUAUAGAGGGGUCUACGAAGGCAAGUCAAGAGCAGCGGAACCCACCGUUGAGCAUUUUAAGGGCGUCCUUUGAGGGCUUCAAAGCCCUUCUCCGCUAA